Apiotrichum porosum is the source of this 855-nucleotide messenger RNA. RefSeq lists its product as uncharacterized. The transcript has 2 exons. Gene Ontology annotation, cellular component: ribosome. Gene Ontology annotation, biological process: translation. Gene Ontology annotation, molecular function: structural constituent of ribosome. NCBI's taxonomy places the organism in Eukaryota, Fungi, Basidiomycota, Tremellomycetes, Trichosporonales, Trichosporonaceae. The record is from RefSeq and is a predicted model, not a curated record. The coding region runs from base 1 to 855 and encodes 284 amino acids.
AUGGCUCUUGCCAACAUCUUCUCGGGCCCCCUCCGCAUCGCGCGUGCAGACAUCUGCGCCGUCUCGGUUGCCUCUUCGUCUCGUGCCUUUUCGGCAACUGCCAUCGUCGCAGAGUCGCGCGCAAAGGUCAAUGCUCGCAGGAAACGCCAAAAGGUGAUGGCCGGUCGCUCGGCCGCCGCCGCUGCGCGUGUGGCCGAGCUCGCGGACCCCAUCCUCGGCUCCCCCCUCGCCGUCGCCGGCCCCUCGUCGGGCUCGGCCGCCACUCCCGCCGUGGACCUGUACGAGGGCUGCAGGCUGCAACGCACAGUCCUCAAGGCCAACGACAUCUGGUACGCUGCCCCGCCCAACUACGCCGCUGGCGGCCACCCCCCGCACUACCUCCCUGGCCUGUCCGAGGCCGACCGGGAACUGCUCUUCGGCGCUCUGCCUCAGGUGACGGCCGAGCUCCUGUUCGACCCCGAGCGCCUCGCUACCAGCGAGGAGGUCGUCGGUGACCAGGUCAGGCAGGUCGAGACCCUUCAGCGCAUCACCGACCUGAGGAACGCCAGCAAGAAGGGCAUUGAGGUUGUGAACCGUGCGCGUAUCAUCAAGGAGUUUGGCGUCGACGAGAAGGACACCGGCAACACUGCUGUUCAGGUCGCUCUCCUCACCCACCAGGUCCGUACCCUGGCAGAGCACCUCCAGACCAACAACCGCGACAAGCAGAACCGCCGCGCCCUCCGUCUCCUCAUCCACCGCCGCGCUACUCUCCUCAAGUACUUUAAGCGUACUAAGCAGGACGACUACGACGCGCUCCUCGCCGACCUCGGCCUCGCGCGCUCUGCCGUCGAGGGUGAGCUCAUGGUCGGCAUGUAA